Molecule: messenger RNA, 1152 nt
Organism: Aspergillus udagawae
Lineage: Eukaryota; Fungi; Ascomycota; Eurotiomycetes; Eurotiales; Aspergillaceae
Product: serine hydrolase domain-containing protein
Exons: 1
Coding region: 1-1152 (383 amino acids)
Source: RefSeq, a predicted model, not a curated record
AUGACACAAGUCCAAGGCACUUGCCAUCCGGCCUUCUCCUCCCUCAAAGCUAUCUUUGAGGAGAACCUCGCUUCCGGCGAGGAACUCGGCGCCGACAUCUGCGUAAACAUCAACGGGGAGACCGUCGUCGACCUCUGGGGCGGCCACGCAGACGUUGCGCGCACAAAGCCCUGGACCCAGGACACAAUCGCACCCGUCUGGUCCGUCUCCAAGAUCAUCACCAACCUCUCCGCACUGCUCCUCAUCGACCGCGGCCAGCUCGACCCCUACGCCAAGGUCGCCCAGUACUGGCCCGAGUUCGCCGCGGACGGCAAGCAGGACAUCGAGGUCCGCCAUGUCCUCAGCCAUACCGCCGGCCUACCCGCCUGGGAUCCCCCGUUGUCCCGCGACGAAUACUACAACACGCCCCUGGCCACGGAGAAACUCAUCCAGCAGCAACCUUGGUGGACCCCCGGCACCGCGUCGGGAUACCACCUUACCUCCCAGGGUUUCCUAGUCGGCGAGCUCGUGCGGCGCGUCUCGGGCAAGUCGCUGACGCAGUUCAUCCGCGACGAGCUUGCUACCCCGCUCGAUGCGGAUUUCCAGCUCGGCGUCGCAGAGAAGGACUGGCCGCGCACGGCGGACAUCGUGCCCCCUCCACCUAUAGACAUGCCCGCCCUCGAUCCCCAGAGUAUCCCUGCGCGCGCAUUCCGAGGGACCCUGGCCGACGCGACGGCGUGCAUGACGCCUGAGUUCCGGCGCGCGGAGCAGGGUGCGUCGGGCGGAUUCGGCAAUGCGCGUGCGAUCAACCGGAUUGCCUCGAUGGUUACGCUGGGCGGGAGCGCGAACGGGAAGCGGUUCCUUUCGCCCCAGACAAUCGAUCUGAUCUUCCAGGAACAGGUCAGCGGGGCGGAUCUGGUGCUGGGGCUCUUUUUCCGGUUUGGGAUGGGCAUGGGGCUGCCGGCGCCGGAGAACAAGGCGUUGGAGUGGAUGCCGCAAGGAAAAGUGUGCUUCUGGGGAGGUUGGGGCGGGUCCCUCGCGAUCAUGGAUGUCGAUCGCAAGGUGACGAUUACGUAUACGUUGAAUAAGAUGGGUUCUGGGACGAUGGGAAAUGGACGCACUGAGGCGUAUGUCAAGGCUGUGUAUGCGGCAUUGGACGCGUACAAGCCAUGA